Anopheles bellator is the source of this 1210-nucleotide messenger RNA. RefSeq names its product NFU1 iron-sulfur cluster scaffold homolog, mitochondrial-like. Lineage: Eukaryota; Metazoa; Arthropoda; Insecta; Diptera; Culicidae. The coding region runs from base 132 to 839 and encodes 235 amino acids. The transcript is spliced from 2 exons. Gene Ontology annotation, molecular function: iron ion binding; iron-sulfur cluster binding. Gene Ontology annotation, biological process: iron-sulfur cluster assembly. The record is from RefSeq and is a predicted model, not a curated record. Gene Ontology annotation, cellular component: mitochondrion.
GUCAAAGCAAAACAAUAGCGCAAGCAAAAAAUCAAGAAAAAGAAAUUUCUAUUAAUCUUCUGAGCUCGAACAACCUUGUAAAAGAUCCGUUGAAUCAAAUUGGUCUCACCACCGUUGGUUGGAAAAUAAUCAUGUUGAGAAAUACAAUUAAAGGUCUGGUAAGACUUCGGCACAGUGCAUCAAUGCGGUGGUUCAGUACGAUGCGAUUUAUACAAACGCAAGACACCCCGAACCCAGAUAGUUUAAAAUUUCUGCCUGGUAUUGCGGUUCUUGAGGCUGGUCAAACAAUGGACUUUCCAACUGUUGCAUCCGCUCAGUGCAGUCCGCUGGCCAAACUUCUGUUUCGAAUUGAGGGCGUCCGUUCGGUGUUCUUUGGGGGCGACUUUGUGACAAUAUCUAAACAAGAGGGUGCAGAAUGGCGUGUUAUCAAACCGGAAGCAUUCGCUGUGAUCAUGGACUUUUUUGCCAGCGGUUUACCUGUGGUGAAAGAUGCACAACCCAACACCAGCACACAGAUCAAUGAUGAAGAUGAUGAAAUCGUACAAAUGAUCAAGGAACUGCUCGACACGCGCAUCAGGCCCACGGUACAAGAAGACGGCGGCGACAUUAUUUUUAUGGGCUUUGAAGACGGGGUAGUGAAGCUUAAAAUGCAGGGCUCUUGCUCCUCGUGUCCCAGCUCGAUUGUGACCCUGAAAAAUGGUGUCCAGAACAUGCUUCAAUUUUACAUUCCCGACGUGGUAUCCGUCGAACAAGUAACGGACGAAGUGGAUGAAAUAACGGAGAAGGAAUUUAUGCGACUCGAAAAACAAAUUAACCAAAAGGAUGAGAAAUCAGAUUAAGAGCUUUAAAACCGGUACAUUAAAUUUGGAUUCAUUGUAUUUUCAUCCUAAGAUGCAGCAUUUUGCAGCAAAUGCCGCCACUAAUUGUUGGAAAAGAAAGCAUUCAAACAUGUUCCCUCUACCGUUGCAAGCAUGUUUUCGUCCCUUGCUUUCCCUGUGGAUCUGUAUAUAUGAAUAAAAUGAGUAUGAUUUGUACACAAUUCUACCAAAUAAGAGAGCUAAGUGAUACACUGUACUACAUCAACUGCGUUGGUACUGGAGCUAAUAAGAUACUUUAAUUAAUGGGAUGUUUUAUAUUUCAUCGAUGGAUGAUCUACCUGAUGUGAUGCCAGACAUGUUUGAGUCCACGCGCGCGCACUGAUCAUAACUUU